This is a messenger RNA of Setaria italica (foxtail millet), 509 nucleotides long. Its product is annotated as non-specific lipid-transfer protein-like protein At2g13820. The transcript has 2 exons. The record is from RefSeq and is a predicted model, not a curated record. NCBI's taxonomy places the organism in Eukaryota, Viridiplantae, Streptophyta, Magnoliopsida, Poales, Poaceae. The coding region runs from base 16 to 312 and encodes 98 amino acids.
ACGCCGCUGUCGGCCAUGAUGCCGUGCACGGACUACCUCACCAACAUGACCGUGCUGACACCCCCCGGCCAGUGCUGCGACGGGCUCAAGACCAUCAUCAGGGACGCGCCCAUCUGCCUCUGCCACGGCAUGACCGGCGGCUUGAACCAGUUCCUGCCCAAGCCCGUCGACCACCUCCGCAUGACCGCCCUCCCGCUCGCCUGCGGCACCGUGCUGCCGAUCCAAACCCUCUUCAUGUGCAACUCGAACCAGGUGCCGCCGAUAAUGCCGCCCACCACUGCAGAGCCGCUGAUGACGCCUGCUACACCGUAGAUAGUUUUGUCGAUCGAGAUUAUCUGUUGAUACUGCACCUAGUUUAUCCUCUAAUUAGUUUUAAGAUGGUUUUAGGAUAGUUUAGAAAUUGAAGUCAUCGUAAAGACUAGAGAGUAAGUAGAUUGUAUGAGGUCAUAUUAGUGCAGAGUUGCAGUCAUGUACAAUAUAAUGAUGAUUCAUCAGUGGAUUGGAUGGUA